Messenger RNA from Oncorhynchus nerka (sockeye salmon), 2862 nucleotides. RefSeq lists its product as uncharacterized. The coding region runs from base 269 to 2626 and encodes 785 amino acids. Gene Ontology annotation, molecular function: protein binding. The transcript has 6 exons. Lineage: Eukaryota; Metazoa; Chordata; Actinopteri; Salmoniformes; Salmonidae. The record is from RefSeq and is a predicted model, not a curated record.
CACCACCCAACUGGAACAACGGUGUCCGGCAUGCUUCGCUUGCAGCAGGACUCAUAACCAUGGUAAACAUCUACAGACAUACAUAGGCCUGCCAUGGCAACAGACUUUAUUCUCUGCAGGUGGCUCAGUGUCACGUAUUUUGUCACAAGAUUAUCUGUGACUUGCAGGUCCCAUCUGAGAGACUAGUUCUAACUCUGUUCUGCGUCUGACGACAACCUUUUCAGAAGCAAACCAGAUGCCUGGCAUUUGAGGCCACAUUGAAUUCAUCAUGACCGUGUCUGCUGCUGGCCUUUCUGUGAUGAUGCUGUGUGGGGUUCUGGUCUCGGUGCGCUCCAACAUUUGUGCUCAGGAGGUACAGAUUUACAUCUGUCAAGGGAUCCCACAAAGUUACCCUGUUGGCCUGGCCUCUCUGGUGCUCUUUGUAAGUAAUGUUGGAGCAAUCAACCGUACUGUGUUCAGUAGUGACAACCUGGCCUCAGUCACCCGCUUCACCAUAAACAACGCUGGUAUCACCAACAUCACAUCCAGAGCUCUCUGGUUCUUCCGUGACCUCAAAACCCUCAGCCUGGACCGCAACAACAUCUCCCAGCUCAACCCAGCCUGGUUCAGCCAACCAGCCAUCCUCCAAAACCUCACCCUAAUUCAGAACCAUAUUGAGGUGGUAGAGGACUCCAUGCUAAGUGGGUUAACUGGUCUAAUUAGCCUAAACCUGACCAGGAAUAUGAUCCAGAGCAUUGCUCCUGGUAGUUUUAGCACCCAGUCCCAUCUGGCCAGUUUGGACCUGUCUGGUAAUAGGAUCGUAACCAUCAGUCCUGGUAGUUUCAGUGGACUCACUGGCCUAACUAGUCUCAACUUGGCCAGUAAUAGGAUCAAGAGCAUCAGUCCUGGCUGUUUUAGCGCCCUGACCAGUCUGGCCUACUUGGAUCUGUCUGGUAACAGGCUGACCAGGGUUAACCCCCAGGAUCUGCUCCCACUCUCCCCCUCCACACAUGUCAGGCUGGAUGGCAACCCCUGGGACUGCUCCUGUGGAGUGGAGGACUUUGUCAUCUUCCUCAGAGGUCUGCAGAAUGCCUCUCUGCUGGAGUGGGAGAUGGAAGUGAUGUGUGCCAGCCCAUCAGCCCUGAGAGGCCAGCCUGUGUGGAACGUGUCCAAGUGUUUGAUACCUAACCCACAGCCUCAGGAGGAUACCCACAUACAGCCCCCAGCCAUGUCCAUCACUGUCUCCACACUCAUAGCAGUGAUCGUGGUGCUGUGUAUCCUGAUCUGUGGGGUCUGUGCCCUGGCUGUAGUCUGGAGGAGGAAACGUGAGACCAAACAGGUGAAGCCCAGUCUGGAGACAAAACGGGAGGAGGAAGCCGCAGAGCAGCCAGACAGUUCCACCACCACCCUCCACCGACAGGUGGCUUCUUCAAUAACUGACUGGGAUCCAGAGCUCGCUGCAAGGACUUACAGAUCUGGAGUCAGAGCCAAGUCUGCUGAUGCUGUCCUCUCCACGUCCCAGUUCGGCAGAGCAGAGAGAGAAGCACACAGGGUGGUGGUGGAGACUGAGCGAGAACUAUACAGGAAGGAAAGUGUGAGAGAGAGCCCGUUAAAAGAGAUGAGGAACUCCGAGGUAGAGGACAGCAAAGAGCCAGGAGAUAAUGAGUCCCAGGGGGUAGAUAGAAACCUGACAGGAAAAGAUGAUAUUAAGGGUGAAGUGAGUCAGGAAAAGGACAGAGAGGAGAGAGAUGAUGAUGGAACUGUGAAUCUGCAAGAUGGCGGCCAAAACAUAAUAUGUGUAUCCCAGGAUUCGGAGACCAUACCGUACCUGACCAUCGGUGCUGACCCGGCCGAACCAAACCUUGAACGCCACAAAGGUCCAAGUCCACAGAAAGUCAUGACAAGGAUUUCCACUUGGCCCCCCACCUCAGCUCAGUGGCAGACCCACUUCGCCAUACAGAGAGAGGGGAUCUGUGUCUUCCCUGAGAAUGACCCUGGCCAACAGGUCAAAGGUGAAACAGAGAACCAAUCACCUGACCAAGAGUUCGAACAGAUCCAGUCACCUGACCCCGGGGAAACCGAGAACCAAUCAUCUGACCUCGAGCAAGAGUUUAAAGAUGACACAGAUAAUCGUUCAGCUGAUGUUUCUGUCAGUGUUCUGGAGUCUUCACCCCCAGAAGGGGUGAUGGGUGAGGUCAAUGCUGAGGAGAACUGCAGCACGCCACCAGACUUAGAGACAUCCUCUCCAGAGUAUGAUCCAGAACCUCUUAUUGAGAUAAGCGAGACCCUGUCAGACCUGGUCGACACUUCCCUGUCUAGUAAUGUCCUGACCCAGACUGAGACCAAUCCUGGUCAAGAAAAUCCUGAAGAAUUGGAUAACAAACCCACACAAAUUAUAAACAGGGCUGUACAGAGUGAAGGCAAAUCAAACCGAAAGGGGGUGCCAAAGAGAGCAGGCAGGAGCAGAGAGAGUAGUGGAGCUCCCCCUAGUGGUGUCUCCCCCAGUGACGACAACCUGCUACUGGAUAAUGAAUACGCCUAUAUUGACUUGCUGCACGAGGUGGUUCAGAACCAGGGCAGAUGGACCAGAGAGAGGUGGAAACAGACUCACCUCAACAAAGCAGCAAGCAAGCCCCAGGGACAUUAAACUACAGACUGUGGCUUUUAUGAUCUGGUGUUGUCUUGUGUUUUUACUUGUCCUGUCUAUUGGUGUAUGUAAUAGUCUGUGUUUUGAAAAGUGCUAUACAUAAUAAAAUGUAUUAUUAACUGUGUUUUUCCCCUUUCCUGUGGUGACAAAGGGUGAGCAACCCCACCAUUAGAAGUGUUUGAGUGAUCAUUUCUCUCUGUGAUUAAACUACAGGAGUGUUUUUCCAUUCCAAUGUU